Aspergillus nidulans FGSC A4 is the source of this 1714-nucleotide messenger RNA. Its product is annotated as glycosyltransferase family 15 protein. Gene Ontology annotation, biological process: protein O-linked glycosylation; N-glycan processing; glycoprotein biosynthetic process. Gene Ontology annotation, cellular component: membrane. Lineage: Eukaryota; Fungi; Ascomycota; Eurotiomycetes; Eurotiales; Aspergillaceae. The transcript has 4 exons. Gene Ontology annotation, molecular function: mannosyltransferase activity. The record is from RefSeq and is a predicted model, not a curated record. Bases 320 to 1714 code for a protein of 464 amino acids.
GAACUUAGUUGACCGUUAAUUGCUCUAUGCAUAGCCGUUCCCCUAGGAGUGCUUUCUUGCAAAUUUUAUCAAGAGAUUCAACUCUCAGAGCCCCUAAACGUUCGCCGUCAACGUCCGCUGGUGUGCCCUCUGAUUUCCGCAGCAAAUUCAUCGUGCCCUUUCCGAAAGAUUGAACGCAUAGCGGACUCGCCUAGAGUUCGGAUUGGGCUCUAGGCGUGAAUUGAGCUCUUUUGGUGAGGCUAUAGCAGCCACAUUCAUUACCAAACAUUCUCCAGUUAACGCGAGCGGCGACUCCGCGUUAUAGCACGCUGCUGCAGGAAUGCCGCCGAUACAGGGGAAGUAUCUACGAUAUCUGAUAUUCACUCUGCUGGGGCUAGCACUCUUCCUCCUCUCCAGGCGCUCGAUCCCCGUUCCAGACAGUUCAAGCUCAAUUUCAACGCCUCCGCCCCCGCCCUCUGACCGACCCGUGAACGCAUUCGGAUACUCACUUAAUCCACAAUCAAGUAGCGAGGUAGUGAGGUUCGCUGCAAGUCAUCCUGGCGGUCGUGCUAAUGCGACCUUUGUGACUCUGGCGCGAAAUUCAGAUGUUUGGGAGAUUGCGCAGGCCAUUCGCCAGGUGGAGGAUCGUUUCAACCGCAACUUCCACUAUGACUGGAUCUUCCUAAACGACCAACCAUUCGAUGACAACUUUAAACGUAUCACGACAUCACUGGUGUCCGGCACUACGCGUUAUGGCGAGAUUCCGAAGGAGCAUUGGUCCUAUCCAGACUGGAUCGACCAGGACAGGGCAAGGGAGGUUCGGGAAGAGAUGAAGGAGAAGAAGAUUAUUUAUGGUCACUCGGAAAGUUACCGACAUAUGUGCCGUUAUGAAUCGGGAUUCUUUUUCCGUCAUCCUCUGCUGCAGGAGUACGAGUUCUAUUGGCGGAUUGAACCCGGCGUCGAGCUGUUUUGCGACAUUCCCUACGACCCUUUUCUCUUCAUGAAGGAGAACGAUAAGAAGUAUAGCUUCGUGAUGAGUAUGUAUGAAUACGAAGGUACUAUCCCGACGCUUUGGGACUCGGUCAAGCAGUUCAUGGAUGAUCACCCUGAGCACAUCGCCGAAGGGAACUCGUUGCGUUUCCUGAGCGAUGACAAUGGCAAAACCUACAACAAAUGCCACUUCUGGUCGAAUUUUGAGAUCGGCAGCCUGGAUUGGUUGAGAUCCAAGGAGUACCUGGACUACUUUGACUUUCUCGACCGGGCAGGCGGCUUCUACUAUGAAAGAUGGGGUGACGCGCCUAUCCAUUCGAUUGCCGCUGGCUUGCUCCUCAAGAAAGAACAACUGCACUUCUGGGACGAGAUUUCCUACUACCACAUACCCUUUACCCAUUGUCCUCGUGAUGAACAACUCAGGAUGGACCUCCGAUGUAGCUGCGACCCAUCAGGAAACUUUGACUGGAGGGGUUUCUCAUGCCUUUCCCGGUAUUACAAGACCAACAAUAUCCCAUUGCCCCCAGGUGUUGACGAGUACAGCUGGCUAGCUAUUUUCGGAAUAAUUGUUGGUCUGUUGGCCGUUGCUGGGAUCGUAGCAACCGCCGUCAACCAUCAAGCCCGAAGCCACGCGCUUCAAGAAGUACAGUACUUAUACUGGCAAAGCCAGACUCUCUGGGAGCGGUAUCAGAAAGAGAAACGCGAGUGGGAGCGAGAGAGGAUGGGGCGAGCAUGGUCGCCAUAA